AUGGCUCAGGAAUUUGUGAAUAGCAAAAUCCACUCUGGCAAGGUGAGACUGUUCAUCAAGCCUACCUGCCCCUACUGCAGAAAGACCCAAGAAAUCCUCUGUGAAAUGCCCUUCAAACAAGGACUUCUGGAAUUUGUCAAUAUCUCAGCCAUCAGUGACACAAAUGCAAUACAAGAUUAUUUCCAACAGCUCACAGGAGCAAGAAUGGUACCUUGGGUCUUUUUCAGAAAACAUUAUACAGACAGAGGCUCUGAUCUAGUAACUAUGCAAGAGAAUUGGGAACUGGAGACCAGGCUAUGGCAAAUUGAAGCUCUAAAAUAA
This is a messenger RNA of Choloepus didactylus (southern two-toed sloth), 321 nucleotides long. Its product is annotated as glutaredoxin-1-like. The coding region runs from base 1 to 321 and encodes 106 amino acids. NCBI's taxonomy places the organism in Eukaryota, Metazoa, Chordata, Mammalia, Pilosa, Megalonychidae. The record is from RefSeq and is a predicted model, not a curated record. The transcript has a single exon.